Molecule: messenger RNA, 957 nt
Organism: Nannospalax galili (Upper Galilee mountains blind mole rat)
Lineage: Eukaryota; Metazoa; Chordata; Mammalia; Rodentia; Spalacidae
Product: olfactory receptor 13C7-like
Exons: 1
Coding region: 1-957 (318 amino acids)
Biological process (GO): G protein-coupled receptor signaling pathway
Cellular component (GO): membrane
Molecular function (GO): olfactory receptor activity; G protein-coupled receptor activity
Source: RefSeq, a predicted model, not a curated record
AUGGAAUUAUCUAACCAGUCUACUGUGACAGAAUUUGUCCUGUUGGGUCUCUCGGCCCACCCCAAGCUGGAGAAAACAUUUUUUGUGCUCAUCCUAUCAAUGUACCUGGUGAUUCUGCUGGGCAAUGGGGUCCUCAUCCUGGUCACCAUCCUGGACUCCCACCUGCACACACCCAUGUACUUCUUCCUGGGGAACCUCUCCUUCCUGGACAUCUGCUACACCACAUCUUCAGUUCCACUGGUCCUGCAUGGUUUCCUCACUCUCAGGAAAACCAUCUCCUUCUCAGGCUGUGCUGUGCAGAUGUUUCUCUCCUUUGCCAUGGGAGCCACAGAGUGUGUGCUCCUGGGCAUGAUGGCGUUUGAUCGCUAUGUGGCCAUCUGCAACCCCCUGAGAUACCCUGUGGUCAUGAGCAAGGCUGCCUAUGUGCCCAUGGCUGCCAGUUCCUGGUUGGCUGGAGGAGUCAACUCCUUGGUACAGAUCUCUCUCGCAGUACAGUUGCCUUUCUGUGGGGACAAUGUCAUCAACCAUUUCACCUGUGAGAUCCUGGCAGUUCUAAAGCUGGCCUGUGCUGACAUCUCCAUCAAUGUCAUCAGCAUGGGGGUGGCCAAUGUGAUCUUCCUGGGGGUCCCAGUUCUGUUCAUCUUUGUCUCCUACAUCUUUAUACUCUCCACCAUCCUGAGGAUCCCCUCGGCUGAGGGGAGGAAGAAGGCCUUCUCUACCUGCUCUGCGCAUCUCACUGUGGUGGUCAUCUUCUAUGGGACCAUCCUCUUUAUGUAUGGGAAGCCCAAGUCCAAGGAUCCUCUGGGGGAAGACAAGCAGUACCUUUCAGACAAGCUAAUCUCCCUUUUCUAUGGACUUCUAACCCCCAUGCUGAACCCCAUUAUCUACAGCCUGAGGAACAAGGAUGUUAAGACUGCUGUGAGGGACCUGGCAGAUCACAAAUGCUUCACCCAGUGA